Molecule: messenger RNA, 4206 nt
Organism: Caenorhabditis sp. 36 PRJEB53466
Lineage: Eukaryota; Metazoa; Nematoda; Chromadorea; Rhabditida; Rhabditidae
Source: the annotation of a GenBank genome assembly
AUGCACCAAAACAUCCUCACGGCGAUUGUGGCGGUCGGAAUGGGUCUCGGAAUCUUUGGAAAUGUUAAUGUGAUCGUGGCGAUUUGCAGAAAAAAGAUACUGCGCACGAAAGGAGGUAUGAACAGAUUGUACUGGGGGGAACGGGAACGAAUCCGAUCAUAUUCCAGCCAUGUUCGUACUGGUGCUGGCAAUCACUCACUUGACCUGCAAUAUAUCCGAAGUCAUCGGCCUCAUCUUCAACUUUCGGUGAGUUCAUCAUACGGAUACUUUCAAGGCGGAUACUCCAAACAAAACUGAAAAUCUUGAAAAGUUAGGGAACGAAGGACCCAUCCCUCGACCUAGUUUGUUUGCAAGAACAGAAAUUCGUUUCAGGUACCGAACAGUGACUCGGAAAACGUGUUUCGAGUACAACGUAGUCUAUUCGUUCGCCGUAAUGUUCCAAUCCGCCCUUUACUUCUCCAUUGGGCUGGAUCUCUGCUUCAGCAUAGCUGUGCCCAUAAGGUAAGCACUCCAUUGUUUCUUCAAUUUCCUUCACAGGCAUUUCCAGACACAUGAUUUGGAAAAAAGCGCGUUACGUCGGCAUCAUGUGCCUUUUUCCGCUCUUCUACGCCGUCGCCACCACCAUUCUCGGCUUCAUUUUCAUUCCGGACGAGGAGACGCCGUAUUGCAUCUUCAUAUUGAGUACGUUUCCUCCUGCACGCACACAUGUUUCUCAUUAACACGUUCAGCGACGGAUCCGCGUAUAUUCCAACUCAUCUCCACAACCGUCAUCGUUCUCAACACUCUCACCCUCCUUAUUAUCGUCUUCUCUGUGCUCAGCGCCGUCAGAAAAUGUGGGAUCAUGUGAAGAGAGUAUUUUGAACGACGCAAGUCUAAUUUUCAGCUGAGGAUAUGAGAGGAAGUCGGCAUUCGAGCGGAUCCCGGACGAACAGUCUCCGCGAAGAAAAGCACAAAGUGUUCCGAUCGACGUUCUUCCUGCUGCUCGUCUACAUCGUCUCCUGGUGGCUGGCGGUUAUCAUCUCCAGAAUAUUAGUCGAAUUGUUUGACGACGUCAACGACGUUUUUCUCUACAUGCCAUACGUGGUACCUUUGACUUCUGAUUCCUCCGUCAUUCCAUUCAUUUCAGACGAUUCUGUUGAUGCCCAACUUCUGCCAAGCCUAUUAUGUUACCUACUUGCGUUCUCCACGCUUCCGAAAAGCAUUCCAGGAGCAAAUGUAUUGGGUUUCAUGCGGACUCGCGUUUCCGUACAUUUUCCGGGACCGAACGAUGAAAGGGGCCGACGCGAGCAAGCCGGGAAGCACGACAAACUCGGCCAAUCAGCACCUUCAUCGGCACGGAAGCGACGGACAGAAGCCGAAGAACGGAAGUCAGAAGUCGAUUAGGUUUUCCGUUCAAGUAUGAUUCUUGCCUUCAAUGAUCUCUAUCCGUGUUCUCUCUAGCCAUAUCUGAUAGAUCUCUUACUUUUUUCAAACGAUUCGACUCGUGCAAUCAAUCCUGUGCCAGACCUGUAAAUAAAGUUGUCACUGAUCAUUUGAUCACCAGUCCCGAUGAUCACAUUUUCGGUCCCAAGGUUCAAAAUCACACGAGAAAGGUGCAAUUAACCCACAAAACCAACGAAGCCGACGAUUGCCGAAUGUGUCAAUUUGCAUGUGACCCCGAUCCGAUUGAGUAUAAAAUGAAACUAAAGUGAGGUUUACGUCACCGACACUCAACGAAAUGAGGCAAGAUAUUCAGUGUUUGAGGGGUGUUGCCAUCACUUUUGUGGUCAGUUAUCACUUGCAUCCCUCCUUUUUUGUGAACGGUUUCCUGGGAGUUGAUAUGUGAGUGGACCCCAAAUAACAUAACAGUGCACUUCACGCAAAUUCUGUUCAGAUUCUUUGUGAUAUCAGGAUUCCUAAUGGCCAAGAACUUGACAAAGUCAAAAAUUGAGAAUGUGUUCGAUAUUCUAAAGUUCUACUACAGAAGAUUCAAACGAAUUCUUCCCCUCUACUACCUGAUCAUAUUCGUCUCACUCAUCCUCGUUCAUUUGUAUCUGGGAGAUUUUUGGUGGAGCACCAACAGAAGAUACUCACUCGCCUCGCUGUUUCUCGUCACAAAUCAAUUGAUCAUUCAUGACAGUGCCGAUUAUUUCAGAGAAGUUCACAUUCAUAUUCAUAGACAAUUUCAAUCCUAUUUCCGUUCGAUUCUUUUCAGUUCCUCGCCGACUGUUCCUCCAUGAACGCUUUCAUUCAUUUGUGGUCCCUAGGCGUUGAAAUGCAAUUUUACCUGCUCGUGCCAUUCAUAUUCUUCGCCCUCCAAUUCCUGAAAAACGACCUGCUGCGGUUGAUAGCCGUUUCUAUUGUGACUAUUGUCGGAUUCCUAUGCUUUGCCCUCAUCAAUUCGCAGUUCGCCUUCAACUUUAUGUUGCUCCGUCUCUGGCAAUUCUCCGCCGGAUUCGUGGCCCUGUUCUGGAGCAAAAUCUGUUUUUAUGAGUACUCGGAGAAGUUGAAGCCGGCCAAAGUCGAAAUGAUUCUUCCGAUUCACAAAGAAGAUCUCGUCACUGUCGCCGUUUCCGUUCUCUUUCUCUGUUUGAUACCGACCAAGAUCGAAGUGACUGUGCUCCGGCCGUUGGUGACUCUGGCUGCUGCAUUUGUGAUCGCGUGGGAAUCCCAAGAGAGUCAGGUGAGCUCAAAACGAUGUAUCGUGUCUUGCCUGUAGAGAUAUCAAAAAGUGGUCAACCGAUAAAAUGUGCACAAUGUUUCAAAGAGCAAUUUGUCAGUUGACAACAUUUUGAUACAUCCACACGCGCAUGAGAUAUAUCGUCUUGAACAAAUGGUAUCCUAAUUCAGUUUUUGAAAAGUCCGAACCUCGUCUACCUUGGCGACAUUUCCUAUGUCGUUUAUCUCGUUCACUGGCCGAUUAUUGCAAUUUUCAACGGAAACACGGUCAAAUGCCACGUCUUCUGCAUUCGUGAGUUGUUCAUUUGUCGGCGGAAAUCAGUUAGAUUUCAUUUCAGUCGUCACUUUCAUCGCCUCUGUUCUUCUCCAUCAUCUUCUGGAAAAACAGUACACGAAGUUCGAUAUCAAAGCAAUUGUUCCCCUGAUUUUCGUGCUUGUCUUGGCCAACGCCUACUUGCAAAACAGUGUAAGAGAGCACAAAUUCUGGAACUCGACAUUCCCUGAUGAUCUUCAAAUGAUUGUCGAUCGGAACAAGAUGUUCCUUCCGAAUCUUUGGGAAAACGAGCCCCGGAAGGACGAGUGCAUUGAAAGCAGAUUGGAAGAUGUGGACAGUGAGAAGGUGUUCGGAUAUUGUCGUUACCCGGUUUGUAUUGUUUUGUGCUACUAGAGAAGAGUGUACGAAUGAUUUUCAGAAGGGACACGGGAAUUUGUCAGUGAUGAUGAUAGGAAACAGUUAUGUGAUGAACUUCGGAGAGCAUAUCCGUGCACAUUUCAACUACAAUUACUCGGACUAUAGAUAUAUUUCGAUUGGCGGUUAGAUAUUCGUACACUUUGGAAACGAGCGAAUGAAUAUUCAAUUCAGAAAACUAUGGAUUCUACGCGGACAGUCCGUUCUCCAGAGUUGCUUUGGAAUUAUCGAGAAGACAAGUUGAAACACAUCGUCCAGACGUUCUGAUGAUUGUGUCAAGGUUCGAAAGAAGACGGACUUUCUUCUAGUUCAACUGAAAACACUUCCAGAUAUUCACCAUCUAUCAGAGACCGCGUGCAAGAGGAAGACGAAUACCUGAGGCAGAUGCACGAGAACAUUGCGUUUUAUGAAAGGUUUGUUAAGCUCUGAAUUCGAUUAUCAUAUCUAAAUUCCCGCAGAUUCGUAAAGAAGAUCUACAUUCUGGGCUCGCACCCUCUCUACAACCUCAACUUCCUCAACUUCUUCCUCCACUACGCCACCCAGAAGCCGGACGAACUGGAAUCGCUGCAUUUGGACAAAAGUGUGGCGGACGAGGAGAUGCGGAAUGUGAAAAAGAGAUUUAAUCUGAUCAAGUGCCACAAGUGUCGGGUACCGUUUUUGUUACUGAUUCAGCGAUCCAUCUCGUUUUUCAGUUCUUCGACCUCAGCCACGUGUUCGCCGAGAACGGAAAGUACCUGACGUUCGACCGCGACGCGCUGCUCUCCUACGUAGACAACGGAAUCCACAUCACUGCGCCCGGAAUGAAACUGUGCGAACCCGUACUUGAAAGUGUGGUCAAGGAAAUUAUGGAGUCCAGUUGA